Messenger RNA from Botrytis fragariae, 1500 nucleotides. RefSeq lists its product as uncharacterized. Lineage: Eukaryota; Fungi; Ascomycota; Leotiomycetes; Helotiales; Sclerotiniaceae. The transcript has a single exon. The record is from RefSeq and is a predicted model, not a curated record. Bases 1 to 1500 code for a protein of 499 amino acids.
AUGGGUAGAUCAACAAACAUCACCGCCGCAAUAGCCAGCGCCGUCGCUCAGGCUACUGGCUUUACCCUCUUCAUAUAUUUCAGUCCUCUAAAUCCUCUACACAACUCUCCAUCCUCUUCUCUCACUGACAAAGAAUUAUUAUGGCACCAAGGUCGUCAUCAAUUUUGGGCUAUCUUAUUUUUCUCAUUUACAUUCAGUAUGAGUUUCAUGUCAUUUGCAUUGAGAAUCAGGGAUGAGCUAGGCGACAGAAGCAAACACGAAGACGCGUUGAAGGCGAAGACAAAAGAGACGACAGAAGAGAAAUCAAAAACUACCAAAGUGACCAAAUCGACCAGUUCAACCAAACUUACCAAAGUGGAAAGCGAGACGCACGACACUAAAGAAGCGAGAUCCACAAAAAUCGAACAAUCCUCUGAGGAAGUGAGAGAAACGGACGAACCCUCCAAUUUCGACGAACAUGUGAAAACACGCGUGGAACUUGUCAAUACCAAAACCGCAUUAAAGAAGGAGCAAGAACGAGUAAACCGUAUCGAGCAAGUUAUGGAGUCGCUUCAGGCACAAGUUGGUGUCUUGCGAGCGAGGUUGACAGUUCAAGACGCAGAAGCUAAGAAUAAACGUAAAAGGGUACAGACGAUGGAGGAGGAUGGCCAGAGACAAGCCGAUAUCUUGGCAACGAGAAUCAUGACCCAAGAGGCAAAGAUGGAGGAGGUUUUGGAGAGAUUAGAUGAGAAUGAUAGUAGUCACGACGCAAUCGGGGUGUGGAUUGAAAAAUUGACACGCGAAGGAAAAGAGAUAAAGGAGGAGCUCGAGAGAUUCGAUGGUGUUGAUGAAGAGAUCAGUGAAGUGUAUCACAUCUUGAGAAAGGAAGUCAGUAAAAUUCAGGAAACAGCAAAAGAUAACCUCGAGGAGCUUAGGGCAGAUGCACUGACCGUCGAGCAAUAUUGGACCGAGGAGUUUCAAAGGAUCGAUGAUAAUAGGCAAAGUAGAGAAUGGGAUUUCAAAGAGGAGAUCAAGAUUGAACUCAAAAAAGAAUUGAAAAGAGAACAGGAGAUGAGGGAGAUUGAUGAGUGGUGGGAAAAGAGAUUGGGCCAAGGAGAGAUUACCGAGGAAGAAUUGAUAGCAAGCCAAGAAGCCGAAGAUGAGAUGGAGGUGGGAGUCACAAAUACAGCUUCUAGAUUAGAGCGCUCUUCGCAAACAGAAGUUGAGCCUAUAGAGACAAGAGUCGACGAAGAAGUCGAAGGAGAUAUGGGUGGCCAUAAGAAACAAGAAACACAUACAUCGGCCGAAAUUGAGACGCCGAUUCAAGAGAAAAAUCAUCCUCUUUCGAAGGCUGUUGAAUAUGCUACGCAGAACUCCCUCGAUCAAGAAAGGAAUGCCGAAAUGAAAGAUAUCGAGCAAGGGAAAGAUGAAGGCAUGGAAGAUAUCACGCAUGAACUCGAGGACGCGGCUGAGGUUGAGGGGAAAGAUAGUGAUUUGGAUAAGGAGUGGACUGAGCUUUGA